This is a messenger RNA of Coccomyxa subellipsoidea C-169, 1782 nucleotides long. RefSeq lists its product as hypothetical. Bases 1 to 1782 code for a protein of 593 amino acids. Lineage: Eukaryota; Viridiplantae; Chlorophyta; Trebouxiophyceae; Coccomyxaceae. The transcript has 13 exons. The record is from RefSeq and is a predicted model, not a curated record.
AUGACGACACCGAAGGCCGACGACGGAGUCCCAAAGUACCCACAUCCAGCAGUCCCCGACUUUGCUCAGCCCAAGAAUGGCAACGGCAACAAGGGAGAGACCACGGAGCGUGCAAAGGAGAAGCUGGAGGAAGGCAAGGAGAAGUUGCAGCAGACGGGCGAGAAGGCCAAGGAGGCGACGAGGAGCGCAGCACAGCGUGUAAAGGAGACUGCUGAGUCAGCCAAGGAGAAGACAAAGGAGACAGCUGAGGCUGCCAAGGAGAAGACAUCUCAGGCUGCCCAGAAGACCAAGGAGACCACCUCAUCAACCACCCAGGGGCAUGGUCCCUCCUUCACUGAGCGCGUCAAGGAGGCCAUCGGCCUGAAGGGCGCGGAGCACGUGCCUGAGGUAGUUCCCUCUGCCCACAUUUGCAUUAUUAUUAAUAACAUUUUUAUUAUUAUUAUUAUUACAUGGUCGGCGAACCCAAAGCCAGAGGCCAUAGGGCAUACACGCAGGGCGUCUGGAGCCACAUCUGCGGGGCCUGCAGUAGCGGACAAGUUCCAGAAGGCGGAGGAUUUCACGGAGGAGGCCAAGCGGGCAGCUCGCGAGGCACACCUCAAGGCCGAAGAAGCUCUGCACAAGCAGGCUGAGGCACAGGCAAGCAUUCUCUCACUUGCUUCCUCGAUCUAUUGUGGCAUCAGGUGGAUGAAGAGGGCGGCAUUCAACGAGCGGGCUGCCAAGGACCGUGGCAAGAGCCGCUCCGAGGCCGAGCGCCUGCAGGAGAUCAAGAAAAUGGAGGAGCAGGCUGCGCAGAAGCGGGCGGAGUUUGAUCGCGCCAAGAAGGCGGCACACCAGAAGGUGGUAGAAUACGAGGCUCUGCGCAAAGAAGCCGAGAAGGAAGAGGCUGAAGUGCGCGACAAUAGCCGGUUCAUUGAGGAGAAGAAGCACGAGGUUGAGGAGAAGAAGAAGGAGGUUGGGCUGCUGGAGAAGGGGAUGAGCUCGAUCAAGCAGACGCUGUCGGCCCUGCUGCACCCCUCCGGCCAACCCCAGACCACCUACGACGAUGCCAUCGCCGGAGCCUGGGGACGCGUCGACCAGAAGAAGGAUCAGGCGCAGCUGCCGCGGCGCGAGUGGGAGGAGGCGGACGCAAAGGCCAAGGAGCUGGAGGAAGCUGCGCGCGAGGCCAGGCGCGUGGCGAAUGAGAAGCUGGAGAGGCUGAAGGCAGUGGAGAAGGAGAUCCAGGAUGCAGAGGCCGAGGCACAGAAGCUGGAGCAGGAGAAGCAGCACAAGGCAAAGGAGGCUGAGCGCAAGCAGGCUGAGCUGGAGGAUGCGAGGCAGGCGCUGGAGCGCAAGAAGGCCGAGGAGCAGCGCGCAGAGAAGGAGCUCCAGCAAGUCGAGGACCAAAUCAAGGAGCAAGCCAAGCAGGCCGAGGAGAAGAUCAAGGAGACAAAGGCCAAGCGAGAGGAGUUCGAGGAGAAACGCGAGCACCUGAACGAAGCUUCGCGCGAAGCCGCGCGCGCGAUUGCCGAUGCGAAGGAAGCCAAGGCGCAGGAGAGCCGCCUGGCAGCUGCUGCCAAGUCGCACCAGAAGGUUGCCGAGACCGAGGAGCAGACGGCCGCGCGGCUGGCGUCAGAGGCGAUGCGCGCGAAGGAGGAGGCGGAAGCUCUCAAGAAGAAGGAAGAGGAGCUGUGGGCAAAGGCCAAGGCGGCUGGCCGCGCGGGCGAUGCCGAGAUAGAGUCCAAGCUGCAGCAGAUGCAGAUCCACAUCUCCGAGCGCUCCGCUGUGGUCAAGCAGGAGGAGUGA